Molecule: messenger RNA, 963 nt
Organism: Amblyraja radiata (thorny skate)
Lineage: Eukaryota; Metazoa; Chordata; Chondrichthyes; Rajiformes; Rajidae
Product: probable G-protein coupled receptor 139
Exons: 2
Coding region: 1-963 (320 amino acids)
Biological process (GO): G protein-coupled receptor signaling pathway
Cellular component (GO): plasma membrane
Molecular function (GO): G protein-coupled receptor activity
Source: RefSeq, a predicted model, not a curated record
AUGGGGCGUGCUCUGAUUCUGUACGUGAAGGAGGUUUCUUAUCCAAUUCUGGCGGCGUUUGGCUUCCCUGCGAACAUACUGACGGCUGCGAUCCUGUACCGGGGCAAGUGUGGUCUCACCAAAGGAAUCACGCGUUACAUGGUGGCGAUGGCAAUGUCCGGUCUGCUGGUCAUCAUCUUCCACGUGUUGCUGCAAGGAAUCUAUGGUUAUUACAACCCGAACUCUUUCCUCUCCCUCAGCGCAGUGUGUCCUUCCGACGUUUACCUGCGGAUAGUUACACUGGACUACUCCGUCUGGUUAACCGUGUCUUUCACCUUUGACCGUUUUGUCAGCAUCUGCUGCCCGAAGCUGAGACUCACAUAUUGCACGGAUAGGACGGCCGUCACUGUCAUUGUGUCCAUGUGUGCGCUGAGCUGUAUAAAGUACAUUCCCUUUCAGUUCAUGUACGAGCCGCGCUUCACCAAGGACAAUGUGAACUGGGGGUGUUGGCCCAGACCCGCCUAUCUCACCUCCAUCUGGUGGAUCAUGUUCUCCUGGAUGUGUAGCAUCUCUCUCUCAUUCCUCCCUUUCCUUCUAAUCCUAUUCUUCAACGGGCUGACUGUCAGGAACAUGGUGGCGGCCAGUAGGGUCCGCCGGCGGCUGAAAGGCAAUGACACUGAGGCGGAGAAUCGGCGUAAAUCCAUGGUUUUACUCUUCACUGUGUCCGGCGUCUAUAUACUGCUGUGGACAACGGAAACUGUCACCUUCGUCUGCACUCGAGUCACGGUUAGUCCCGCCGAUGGAAAUCAUACGAGUCCCUCAUAUAUCGCCAAUGAGGUGGGUGUCCUACUUAUCUAUGUCAACUCCUGCGCCAACACGUGUAUCUACGGAAUGACACAGAAAAAAUUCAGACAGGAGGUGAAGAACGCGAUUAGCCAUGUGACCCGGUGUUUGAGUCAUCUCUUGAAACUGGUGCGGAUGUAA